AUCAGAAUUGAGUAUUCAAUAAAGCCCUGUAAUAAUAGAUUAUAAUAACUAUGCCAACAUUUGGCGCUGGCAUGGCUCAAAACUACAGUGAUACAAAUGUGCUGGUCUUCAGCUCCUACACUUGUUAAGAAUUGUCUUCCAAAAUUAAGAUAACUUUAAAAAGAGAGAUCUUUUAGGUACUACUAUUUUGUAUUAAUUUUACCAAAUUAAUUAUUAUUAUUAUUAUUAUUAAUAAUCAAUUUUAGCUUCAUUAGUGCCAGCUGCCUGCAGAUCAUGGUGUUGGUAGGAAAUGGUUUAAACAGAAAGCGUGAUAGCGUUGCAUGUAAAAGGAAGACUGUGAAUCUUGUUGCCACGGAAAUGUUGACCAAUCAACAAACACUUCAUAUGCGGUUUCCGUGAGAGACGGGACUGUUGGACAGCCCGCAAACGCACUAUAUGAUGAGAUAAAUAGACACGAAACCCUUCUGUGCAGCAUCUGUUCUGUCUCUCCCUCAACUAUAUUUUCUGUGCAUUAACAUCUAUAAAUGAUGGAUUCAAAGCUUAGCGUAUGCAUAUGUGUUUAAAUUUCUUCCACAGCUGCAAGAUAAAAAUCUGUAGCACUUAAAGAACACAGAUAAUCUCAGAGUUGUGGCAAAGCCUUUGUCUGUUCUCAACCAUUCAUCAUUCUGAGCAGAAGACCGAAACGGCGCCGCAGAGAGAAUAAAUAGUCACUUUAGAGUACAUGCAGUCAUUUUGCUGUUCACCCCGCGCUCAGAGCUGGGUUAACCACAUGCAUACUGGAGGGGAGGGGUUGGGGGGCUGACGGAGGUGCCGUGAUGAAACAUCAGCUCAAACAGUUUCACAUGAAAAUUGAAAGUGCAUUAAAUGCCAGCAUGUGCAGGAGACAGAAGAACGCGGCAGCCGUACAACAGUUACCUGCAUUUUAAGUAUUCUGCACAUUACAGCAGGAAACUUCUCCAGGAUGUUUUUCUGAGAGAAUGUGUGUGAGCUUCUUAUUGAGGCCCUGUUGGUAUUUUGAGCUCUUAAGCAAUAUCUUGCAGAAAGGAAGGGUUCAAGAGGAGAUUGCAACAUGAGGAGAUAUGUGCUAACAGCGUAGAAGAGAGAAGAUAUUCAAACUAACUGAGCCAGCCCAACACAUGGCGGUCCACAGUCCAGUUAAUGGGACGACAGCCAUCCCGUGGAGGAGGAGCAGGAGGAGGCUGACGCUGUUGGAGCAGCUGAAGGGCUGUCAGCAGGCCUGGUGCCCCGCGGCCCCCUGGGAUAGAGAGGAGGCCCACGAUGCUCUCUGUGAAACACCUGCUGGGAGUUUCCUGGUUGUGCGGGACUCUGCGACGUCUCAGCCCAGCCUGCUGUGUGUUUCUACUGGAGGAGAGAAUGGAGCAGUUGUUGAUUACAAUAUCAAAAGCACAGGCACAGUCUUCCAGCUCACAGAGUCUCGUCUGUCUUUCUCUGACUUGGCUCAGCUCGUGCUCUUCUACUCUCUGACCAGGGAUGUGUUGGCCGUCUGUCUUUCUAUUCCUCGCUGGAUCUACAGUGUAACCGAGAAGAACAGAGAUCAUCUCUCUCAACUUGAACCCAAUACUUGGCUCUGCACACCGCCGGAGCAACAGACUGAUGAAAUGACGCAGACGGAGCCAACCAACGUGAUGUGCUCCAUACAGCUGACUUCCACCAACGGGGCCCUGUGUAUCAUCAAUCCCCUCUACCUACGUGAACAUGGAGAUGAGUGGCUGACCCACAGAACCACGCAGCCAUCGAAUUACAGACAAGAGCGACGCCUCAGCACCACCAGGGCAUGGGCCGGGGCAGGGUUACACAGUAAACGAGCCAUCUCGUUGGACCAGGAGCCCUCUGCUGCCAGUAUGCACAGUUCUGGUCUAAUCAGAGCCAUGUCUACUGAGUCACCACAACGCCCCCCAACACCAGCUUCUCCAGGAGGGGUGGUCUUCAGGAGGCCCAGCAGAGAUACUCCCUCCAGCCUCUCUCACAGAGAGAGCACGGGGAGCCUUUCUCCAUCUACUUCCUCCACCCCUGGAAGUUCAAAUAGGGCGUCGCUGGAGCUGCCGCCUCAUGGCAGCCCAGUGCCCCCCCUGUCUCCUCACAGGGUGUCCUGGAUUGAAGAUGGAGUCUGGCUUCCUCCGCCCAGGCCUUCCUCUCUGCUCAACCUCCCGUCGCUGGAGCUCGACUCGCUGUCCAUCAGCAGCAUAGAGGAAGAGCAGGAGUUUCAAACGGCGAGCUGUACCCUACACCAGCCGUCUGCGCACCGGUUGGCCGACAAGGUCAUGAACCGUCUCUCAGCGGUGGGUCAGGUUCUCGGCGGGCUGGUAUCUCAGAAGAAGAGACUAACCAAUCGCGUGAAGGAGGUGAGCGAGCGGAAAGGUGCGGCGUUUGGGGAGGCUGUGAAAGAAUUUGUGGAGAUGACGCGGAAGAAAGGGGCUGAUGCCGGCGGGGUCACGGGGCCCGAGUUCUUACAGGAAGUGAGGGCAUCGCUCUCGUCACUGAGAGAGACGCUGUUGGACUAUCCAGAAAUCCAGAUGUUGUUGGACAGCAUCACUGACAUGAAUGACUCGGAGAUCGACACCCUGGUGGAGCUCUCCGUCCACAAGGUGGCUCUGAAGCCCGUCUCCGCUCACCUCUACUCCUGCAUUCGUGUUUCCCGGACUAAUGACGGCACCUUCGAGCGUCUCCAGAGCAACAUGUGUGUGCUGGAAAAGAACGGCGUGGAGGAGUUAGGGGGGUCGGCGGGAGUUGGAAUUCCCGACUCUAUCUCCCUGGAACGGAUCCAGCAGAGGUUCACUGCCAUGCAUGAGGCCUACUCCCCAAACAAGAAGGUCCAGAUCGUGCUCAAAGUCUGCAAGAGCGUCUAUCAAAGCAUGAGUGUUAAUGCUAGCUCAGGCAAGGUGUUUGGAGCAGAUGAUUUCCUGCCCUGUCUGACCUGGGUGCUGCUCCGUAGUGAUGUGGUCACCUUACAGCUGGACACAGACUACAUGAUGGAGCUGCUGGACCCCACACAGCUACAGGGAGAGGGUGGCUACUACCUUACAACUCUAUACGCCUCUCUUUACUAUAUCAGCAGCUUCCGGCCGCGAUUGGCCGCCCGUCAGCUCAGUGUCGAAGCCCAACAAUCUCUGAACCAGUGGCAUCGCAGGCGCACCCUGCACUGCAACCAAUCGCGCCGCAGCAAGAAUCGACGGACCAUUCGCAGGCCGGCGUUACGGGACCAGGGAGCGCAGAGCUCCAAGACAGAAACUGUGAGGAAAGAGGAAAGUGGGAAAGAAAGUGAUUCUGUUAAUGAUGACGAGUCGCAGCAGCAGCAGACGGAAAGCACCACAGAGGCUCUGCAGCCGCUGGAGGAAGAGGCGAGCAGAGCGCGAGAAGAUGAGGACGGAUCACAGACGUCCACUCCAACAUCAGACUUUAAUCAGCAAGAUGUAAUAAGGAGCAAACAGGAACAUACUCAGACUCUAUGUACAGCAGAAGAAGAGGACCACAGAGACAAUGGAGAGAAGAAGAAGAGUGGUCCUUGAUGCAAAAAAUGGCGACUUAUUGACUGCACAUUUUUUGACCAUUUGUCAGUGUGUCAAACCCGAAAGGUGCCACAUGAACCACAAGCAUGUCCCGUCCUGCUCAGGUUCAUCUUCUAUAGACCAUUUCAAUGGAAUUGCGUUGCUAGGCAACAGCUUGAGUCCAUGUUUACUUCCUGUCAGAUGAUGUCAUUCACAUACAAUGCAACAGGAAAUAAACUGGGAAACAUUUCUAAUGUCUACGUUAACAACUGUGAAAUGGUCUUUAGAGACCAAAGAAAAGCUUUUGAUUAGUGUCAUUAACACACAGGUGUCAGUUAAUUAUGAAAUUUUGGUUGGGACUCCUCCACUGUCACACUACCCACGUUGAGGCCAUAACAAGUGGACAAUGCUCCAUUUUAUGGGUGCAUAAGGUUGGGAAGCACUGGCCUGAAUGAGUCCACAUUUAAUGUCAUAAUUGUAUUGUAAUGGAAAGUUAAAAAAAAUAAAAGUUCCGCACACUGUAGCUCUCUUAAGUGCAAUUUAUUAUCACAUCCUCAAGUAGUGACGUUUCAAGUCUGAAGAAAAGCAUCUGCUCGAAACGUCACUACUUGAGGAUGUGCUAAUAAAUUGCACUUAAGGGAGCUACAGUGUGUGGCCCUUUAUUUACAUUUUCAUUGCUGUCUGUUAUUGGUCAAGCACCUGCCUACUACGGUUUUGGAUGUGCGUGACCACUUUACAUUGUUUAAUAGUUGUUUUAUAAAGAAGAGAGAAUUUAUACAAAAGUUAUUAUUAUAUUUAUUUGGGAACAAGUAAAAGUUACAGUUCAUGUUUCAGAGGCUGUUAGAUUUUGUAAAGUGCAGCAUGAGUUAGACUUUUUUGUAUAUGCUGAUUAACUGAAACUAAUGUUUUUGAUUUGUAAAUAUUAACAUGAAACGUGCAAAAAGAGUACAUUAAUAAAACCAGCAUACACUUGCUCUCAUCAAUACCAUUUCCAGCAGCAGCUCUGUUUCUCAUUUAUUAUUAUGAUUAUUGCAGAAGAUCAUUUAACAGCACUGGGCACAAAAUAGUGUCAAGUGUUGUUAAAUGAGCAAACAGGUUCGCUUUGACUCUCAUCAACCCUGAAAAUGCUUCAGAAAAAGCACCAAACAGCAGACGGACACAAUCAGCAUCCAGCUGGUGAACGUAGUGCAGCAUUUAGCAGCUUAACAGACGGAUAUUUCCCUCAGGAGUUGGUAGAGAUAAAAACAGAGCUAAAGUAGAGUGAAUACCAGAAUGACAUUCAUCAGAUGGACAGAAACACGUCUCCAAAUGAAUGAUAACGUUGCUCCGUUUCUGCUGGAUAUGUAGGUCUAAACAGGCAGCUGCAGACAUUAUGUGAUAGGUGGGUCUUUUUCCUGCUUGAUGUGGAGUUCUUCUGAUCCCAAA
Molecule: messenger RNA, 4931 nt
Organism: Sebastes umbrosus (honeycomb rockfish)
Lineage: Eukaryota; Metazoa; Chordata; Actinopteri; Perciformes; Sebastidae
Gene: rinl
Product: Ras and Rab interactor-like
Exons: 11
Coding region: 1137-3527 (796 amino acids)
Biological process (GO): vesicle-mediated transport
Cellular component (GO): cytosol; endocytic vesicle
Molecular function (GO): guanyl-nucleotide exchange factor activity; small GTPase binding
Source: RefSeq, a predicted model, not a curated record